Molecule: messenger RNA, 669 nt
Organism: Ambispora leptoticha
Lineage: Eukaryota; Fungi; Glomeromycota; Glomeromycetes; Archaeosporales; Ambisporaceae
Source: the annotation of a GenBank genome assembly
AUGACGACUAUCGACUCCGCUGAUAAUACUGCAAACAAAAGCACGACGACUAUCGACGUUGCUGAUAACACAACAACAAAAAAAAGCAUGACGACUGCCAACAUUGCUGAUAGCACCACGACCACUAGUGCCACGUCGACUACGGAAACCCAGUCGGCCAUAACUCAGGGCUCGUUAAUCACGAUAUGGGUCCUACUCGAAGGAAAAUCAAGUGCCACAAAACUCUUCGUUGACUCUAACGAAUUUUUAUCGCAAAACCCGGAUUUGGACGACUUUAAAAAUUUACUGAUUAAAAGGUUCAAGAAUCUUUCUCACGUUGAGCCGGUGGAUCUUGAAAUAUACGAUUUUAAGGAUAUUUCACAAACGCUUUUGUCCGAUACAAGUCUGAGAACAUUAAAUACCUCAGCUGAUUCUCCGCUUUUCGUAAGUAAUUCCUGGGCCAUGUUACGUGAUGCUGCAACAAAGAAAUUUGAGCAUUUAAUCACCAGUGAUUUUUAUUUCGUCGUGCAAGAUGACACGGCGGAGGAAAUCGACAAUGAAUUUCAGUUUAAUAAUCUAAUGUCGAGAACUCCACGAAAUAAUUUUGAUGAAUGUAUUCUUAAUUUAAAAGUUCAAAUCAAAGGGAAAAAAUCCUAUGGGGACUGGAAAAUCAAAGAAGUAUUCGAAGAC